AAUCUGAGACCCAGCAGAGGUCGCUGCUGCCCAUAGAGACUGAGGGAGCGAGGCAAGUGAAGCCCAGAAGCUUUGACAUCACACUAAGCUCCUCCUUGCACGCACACAUUACACACACACACACAAACAUACAGACACACACACGGACCGCGUACUCCUCUCUGGCCGCUCGCUCCUCAGACCUCUAGGCCGGCCCCUCCCGCAGCCAGUGUGUGCCCUCGGCGCAGCCACACGGCGAGGCGAGGAGCGCAGCGCCCGCAGCCUGAGGGACCCGGCGCGCAGCAGUAGCGGCCGCCGCGGCUGCAACCGGGCCCGCUUGCAGUUGCCUUCUUCCCCCAGCGCUCGGCGGCGGCGGCCAGGAUACCCUUGGCAGCACCCCAGGUUUCCAGCAGCCUCGCCCGCCCCCGCCGGGGCUGGAAGGCACAGAGCCGCACGCUCCUGGACCCCCUGCCACCCUAUGAGAGAAGGAGAAGCCGGGCGAAGGAGCAGGACUCUUGCCAGUCGGACUUCUCGGCAAGCGCCGCCUGGGCGCCCGUAAAGCAAAAUGCAGCCGCCGCGCUCUGGCUGAGAGAGAAAGGGGCCGGCGGCACCGGCUCGCCCGAAAUCCGCCCCCCGCGGCGGCUGCGCGUCCCGACCGCGGCCCCUCAGGCCCAGGAGUGAAGAGGUGGAGGAGGAGAGACGGCCGGCCCGGGCUUGGCAGGGGCUGGGGAGGAGGGACGGGACCCCGGAAGGGUGCGGGGGGCGGGAAGGGGGCCCCAGCGGAUAAAGAUGGCAAUGUCUCUCAUCCAAGCGUGCCGCAGUCUGGCUCUCUCAACAUGGCUGCUUUCCUUUUGUUUCGUGCAUCUGCUCUGCCUGGACUUCACCGUGGCCGAGAAGGAGGAAUGGUACACCGCCUUCGUGAACAUCACCUACGCCGAGCCCGCGCCGGACCCCGGGGCUGGGGCGGCGGGCGGCGGCGGCAGCGCGGAGCUGCACACCGAGAAGACCGAGUGCGGGCGCUACGGUGAGCACUCGCCCAAGCAGGACGCACGCGGGGAGGUGGUCAUGGCCAGCUCAGCCCACGACCGCCUGGCCUGCGACCCCAACACCAAGUUCGCCGUCCCUACCCAAGGCAAGAACUGGAUAGCUCUCAUCCCCAAGGGCAACUGCACCUAUAGGGAUAAGAUUCGCAACGCGUUCCUGCAGAACGCCUCCGCCGUGGUCAUCUUCAACGUGGGCUCCAACACCAAUGAGACCAUCACCAUGUCCCACGCAGGUGUAGAAGACAUAGUGGCAAUAAUGAUUCCUGAGCCGAAAGGGAAGGAGAUAGUGAGCCUGCUGGAAAGAAACAUCACCGUGACGAUGUCCAUCACCAUCGGGACCCGGAACUUGCAGAAAUAUGUGAGCCGCACCUCGGUUGUGUUUGUCUCCAUCUCCUUCAUUGUCCUGAUGAUCAUUUCCCUCGCGUGGCUGGUCUUUUAUUAUAUCCAGAGGUUUCGAUAUGCAAAUGCCAGGGACAGGAACCAGCUUUUGGUUUUUCAGCGCCGACUGGGAGAUGCAGCAAAGAAAGCAAUCAGCAAGCUCCAGGUCAGGACCAUAAAGAAAGGUGACAAGGAAACAGAGUCCGAUUUUGACAACUGCGCCGUCUGCAUUGAAGGGUACAAACCUAAUGAUGUGGUCAGGAUCUUGCCCUGCCGGCACCUUUUCCACAAGUCCUGUGUUGACCCCUGGCUUCUAGACCAUCGCACCUGCCCUAUGUGCAAGAUGAACAUUCUUAAAGCCCUAGGGAUCCCGCCCAAUGCUGACUGCAUGGACGACUUGCCCACCGACUUUGACGGCUCUCUGGGAGGCCCACCAACCAACCAGAUCACAGGUGCCAGUGACACAACUGUGAACGAGAGUUCAGUCACUUUGGACCCUGCUGUCCGGACUGUGGGAGCCUUGCAGGUGGUCCAGGAUUCAGACCCCACUCCCCAGGAAGGAGACAUCAUCUUCAUUACCAACAGCGAACAGGAGCCGGCUAUAAGCAGUGAUUCGGACAUCUCGCUGAUUAUGGCAAUGGAGGUUGGACUGUCUGAUGUAGAACUUUCCACUGACCAAGACUGCGAAGAGGUGAAAUCUUGAAAUGGCGAAUGUAGACAAAGGGAUGGUAGGACCCAAGGGAAAAAGGGGAGGAGUGCUCCAAGACUUGGACUGGGCACACACGCCUCCUGAACACCUUGGCCACUCCAGGGCGCUCCGUUCAAGAAUGGAAACGAAAAGCAAUAUCCAAAGUCACAUUAAGCAGGAUGCAAUUUCUCCGCCUCUACCACAGUCCACGGCCUCGGCAGCUUGGAAGCUGAAAGCUGAUUUCUCCCCUCCAAUGUCUUCGCAGACGCCUCAGAAGCUCCUAAAACAGUGACUGAAGGGACACUGUUAGGGUUUCUUAGUUUUAUUCCACUUUUUUCCAGGUCCUAUUGUCCGUGUUUUUGGAAUGUUGUUUGAUUUAUUUGGCAGUUUCUUUUUAAAGACUGUUUGUAGUUACUGUACAUCCACUCCUUUGUUGUUGUUUAUUUUUUGCUGUUGUUUUAUCCACUCAAGCUUCUGUAUAGAGUUCUGCUUAGAAGAGUUGAUUCCAACUCUUGGCGACCUCGUGUGUGUUGGAGUAGAACUACUCCAUAAGGUUUUCAAUGGCUGAUUUUUCGAAGGUAGAUUGCCAUGCCUUCCUUCUGAGGUGCCUCUGGGUUUACUCGAACCUCCAACCUUUCAAUUAGCAGCCGAGUGCAUUAACAGUUUGCACCACACAGAGAAUGUUCUAAAACCAGGCACCACAAAUUCUUCCCGUCAAAAGCAAAAUGUCUGUUGUAUUGAUUCCCCCUGGGCUAAAACAGCUCACUUGUCACCUUCACAAGUGGGUUUUGCAAGAGAUGGAGGGUUUAAAAAGGAUCCAGUCAGUCAUCUUGCAGCCCAACGGUGGCUGCACUAGCCACCUGGGUUUUAGCUUAAUUCUAACACAGGUCUGUUAAAUUUCGCCGGACCACAUGGAAAGAUUUAGGUGAAUCCUUAGCAGAUUUCUCUCCAGGGCUCCCUGAGAUGUCACAUGAGGAAUGAGCUGUGAUUUUAGAAAUCAUUUGGGCCAAAAAGUCCGUCAUAGGAAUUAGCUAAAUCAAGUUUAUCCUGAAAGAGACAAAGUAAGAGGGAGAAGAAAAGAGGCAUCAGAUGAAUAGGAAAACCUACCGAUAUUUUUAAACUGUUUUUGUUCAUAUUCUUUUUCCUGUCUAUGAUAGAGAUGUGCUAUUUUUUCAGUGGGCAAUUUUGUAAUACAUUCAGCGUCUUCUGGUGCAGAGAUGGUUUUCCAUUGCCCUGCCAAGGUGGUGGAGAGUGCCUCUGGACAGUUGGAAGAAUCGCCUCAUCAUCUGCAAGAAGUUGGCAGAGGCCAGGCCUCUGCUUGGGUUCGCAAGGAAAGCAAGCUCUUCUCACGGAGUCCUAUUUCCAUGUUUGAUGAGGGCUUUCCACCUCGUUACACUACUACUCAUUCAAAAAACAAGUUGAUUCUGCUGUAAAACCUGCUGCCUGCUGAAACAUGGAGUGCAGGCCAAGGGGACCCCUGCCUGCUUUUUCAUCACCUUUAAAGACUUCCUAUUUGAUGGCUUAUAAGCAGGCAGCACAGCAAGGAAAACGAUUACCGCCUUCAAGAACGUCGCAUCUGUCCAGGAGCCCAGCACUUCCUAUAAUGAAAUCCAGUGUCCCCGUGUGAAGGCAGAUAAGGAGGAAGGAAGAGAGCUCUGAGCCAGGAGUCAGAGGAGGCCUCAGUGGGCAGCCCACUGUUUAGGCCUCAGGAGUUUACCAUGAGGACUCCCAAGGCUCCCUCUAGCCUUAGGGCCUCUGAUAAGCGUGUUGGGGAAUCCUUUUUUCACAGGUGACAUGACAUUAGCAGAAUGUAUAGCUCAGAGAGGCAGAGUUGUUUGACAUGUAACAUACAAUCACAGCUGAUGAGAUUUGGCACUCCUAUGAUGUUGAGAAUGAAUAUCUAAGUGAUUGAAGUAUUAAAUCCAAGUAGGAGUUGUUUGUUUGGCUUUGUUUGAAAACUGCUGUUAGCUUGUAGUCUGGAUGAUAAAUACCUUCAUAUCCUGGUUAUCGGCAUGGGGAGUGUCUGUAGGAACUCCUUAACCUCAAAGGUGUUUCUUUUUCAGCAUAGGACUGCCCCACCUACCCCUCUUCAGUCAGCUUUGCCCAAAACAAACAUUGGUAUUAAAUCAAGUGAAAUUAGAAGGAUAAUUCAACAGCAAAAGAAAUAGAAAUUGUAUUCCUUGCGCUGAAAGAAAAUGCCUUUAGUGUUGUAUAGUUAGUUCCCUGUUCGAUGAAUGAUACCUCUUCCUGCCAGUGGCCAGGGACAUCAGGAAUUGAUCACACAUGUGGGCCCUGACCACAGCAGCGCCCAUAGGAUGCUUCAGAGCUGAUGAGGAGCCCAAGAGGCCAGUCCAAAGCCUAUGGAUCAGGCCCCAAGGAGGUUCUGCUGCAAACCCCGUAAGCCUAGGACAUGAUGCCCUUACCAAAGGUUUGUUUCUAGAGGACUUCCAUGCGGCUUUGGUAGUUAAAAAGAAGUUUAACAAGCAUCAAAGGGUUCAAAAGAAAGGGAAAGAACCCUGCUCCACAGCCUUCACCACCUCCCUCCAAAGAAGAGACUCUUACCUGGGGACUCAGUGGUUCACGGAUGAGUGUCAAAGAGCCUGUAACCUCUAGAAGGAUAGACAAACCAUACGUAUGUUUGCAGAUGUGCAUUUUUCUGUAAUAAGGGUCUAGACCAGCACCACCCAGUAGAAAUAUAAUGGAAGUCACAUAGGUAAUUUAAAUUUUUCUACUAGCGUCAUUCAAGAAGCAAAAGAAACAGGUGAAAAUAAUUUUAAUAAUAUAUUUUAUUUAAUCUCAUAGUUUGAACAUGUAAUUAAUAUAAAAAAUUAAUGACAUAUUUUACAUACUUUUUUAUUAUUAAUUCAUAGAAAUCCAUUUUGUACUAACACUUGCAGCACAUCUUAAUUCAGACUAGCCAGAUUUCAGCACUCAGUAGCCGUGUGUGGCUACUGGCUACCAAUUGGAUAGCAUAGGCCUACAAUUUCCCCAGAUUCUCACAAGAUUCCCUGACCCCUACAAAAGAAAAAAAGUUACAACCUUAAUUACCUCCAGAGAGAACUAGGUACCACCCAAGUCGCCUUAUGAGAGGCCGUGAGAUCCGUUUAUUUUGUAAUGGAUAGAUUCAGGCAGCCCUUCUUGAAAUUUCUGCUUAAACUUUCUAACCACACCACUGAUGUCCAUUACCAUUUAUUGUUACUGCAGGGUGAGGUUUAGUAUUAGGUUUACAGUUAGGGUAAGGGUUUAGGGUAAGUGUUAUGGUUAGGGUUAGGGGAUACGGUUAGGGGUUAGGAUUAGGUUUACAGUUAAGGUGAGGGCUUAGGGUAAGUGUUACAGGUAGGUUUAGGGUUAAGGUUAGGGUAAGUUACCGUUAUGGUUAGGAUUACGGUUAUGUUUAGGGUUAGGGUUAGAGUUAGGGUUAUUGUAAGGGUUAGGUUCAGGGUUAGAGGUGGGAUAGGGUUACGGUUAGGGUUAGGGUGAGGUUUACGUUUAGGGUGAGGGUUAAUGCUAGGGUUUGGGUUAGUGUUCAGUUUGUGUUAGGGUUAGGGUUACGGGUAGGGUUACAGUUAUGAUUAGGUUUAGGGUUAGACUUAGAGUCAGGGUUAGGGUUAAGGUAGAGGUUAGGGUUAAGUUUAGGUUUAGGGAGAUGUUUAGGGUUAGUGUUAGCAUGAAGGUAGGGUUAGGGUUAGUGUUUUGGUUGGGGUUAUGGUUAGCUUUAGUGUUAGGUUUAGGGUGAGGUUGAGGUUUUUGGUGAGGGCUAUGGUUAGGGCUAGGGUUUGAGUUUGUAUUCAGGUUAGUGUUAAGGUUAUUGCUCAGGUUAGGGUUAGUGUUAGGUUUUGGGUGCUGUUUAGGGUAGGGUUAAGGUUAGGGUAAGGGUUAGGGUUAGGUUUGGAUUAGGGUUAGGGUUAGGAGUAUGGUUAAGGUUAUUGUAAGGGUUAAGUUUAGGUUAGAGGUGGGCUAGCUUUACGUUUAGGGGUAGGGGUAGGGUUAGGGUUGGGGGAUACGCUUAGGGAUUAGGGUGAAGGUUAGGGUUAGGUUUACAGUUAAGGCGAGGGUUAAGGGUAAGUGUUACUUUUAGGGUUAGAGUAAGGAUUGGGGUUAGUUUUAGGAUGAGGGUCAUGGUUAGGUUUAGGGUUAGGGUUAAUGUAAGGGUUAGGUUCAAUGUUAGAGGUGAGCUACGGUUGCAGUUAGGGUUAGGUUUAGGAUUAGGGUUAGCCUUAGGUUUAGGUUUAGGGUGAGGUUUAGGGUUAGGGUUAAUGCUAGGGUUUGGGUUAGUGUUCAGAUAGGGUUAGGGUUACGGUUAUGGUUACGUUUAGGGUUAGGCUUAGAGCCAGGGUUAGGGUUAGGGAUAAGGUUAGGGUUAAGGUGAAGGUUAGGGAUAGGGUUAAGGUUAGGUUUAGGGUGAUGUUUAUGUAUAGGGUUAGGGUUAGGCAUCGUGGUUGGAGUGAGAUUUAGGUUAGGGUUAGGGUUAGGAUUAAGGUUAGGGUUAAGGUUAGAGUUUGGUUUAGGGUUAGGGUUAGGUUUAGUGUUCGGAUUAGGUUUAUGGUUCGGAUUAGUUAUUGUGGUUGGGGUGUUAGUUUUGGAUAGGGUUAGGGUAGGGUUAGGGGUAUGGUUAUGGUAAGGGGUUAGAGGUUAGGGAUUAGGGGUUUAGAUUAGGAUUAGGAUAUGGGUAGGCAUUGUGGUUCUAGUUAGGGUCAGGUUUGGGUUAUGGUUAGCAUUAACGUUAAGUUUAGGGUUAGGUGUAGGUUUUAGGGUUAGGGAUAGAGUUUAGGUUAAGGUUAUAGUUAGGGCUAGGAUUAGGGUUAGUGUUAGGGUUUGGCUUAGGGUUAGGGUUAGGGUGAAGCUUAGGUUAAGGGUGAGGGUUAGGGAUAGAUUUACAGUUAGGGUUAGGGGUUAGGGUUUCAGGGUUAGGGUUAGUUUUAAGUUUAGUGUUAGGUUGAAUUUUAGCUUAAGGGUGAGGGUUAUGGUUAGGGUGAGGGUUAGGGUUGGGGUGAUGUUUAGGGUUAGGGUUAGAUUUUGGGUUACAGAUAGUAUUAGGGUUACCAUUAAGUUUAGGGUUAGAGUUAGGGUGAAGUUUAGGGUGAGGGUGAGGGUUAGGUGUAGGGUUAUGGUUAGUUUGAACUUUAACUUCAGGGUGAGGGUUAGGGUUACGGUUAGGGUUAGAUUUAGGGUUAAGUGUUAGCAUUAGGGUUAGAGUUAGGGUAGGGUUAGGGUAAGGGUUAGGGUUAGGUAAGGUUUACGAUUAGGUUUAGGGUUAGGGUGAAGUUUAGGUUAAGGUUGAGGGUUUAGGGUAAUGGGUUAGGAUUAAGGUUGGGGUUGGGGUUAGGGUUAGGGUGAAGUUUAGGUGAAGGGUGAGGUUUAGGGUUAUGGUUAGGGCUAGUGUUAUGGUUAUCAUUACUGGUUAGGGUUUCAGGUAGGGUGAGGGUUAGGGUUAGUGUUAGUUUUAGGGUUAGGGUUAUGGUUAUCAUUAGGGGUUAAGGGUUAGGGGUUCGGAGUUCAAGUAGUUUAGGGUUAGGGUUGGGGUUAGGGUUAGGGUCAGUGUUAUUGUAAGGGUUAGGUUCAGGGUUAAAGGCGGGCUAGGGUUGCAGUUAGGGUUAGGUUUAGGGUCAGCCUUAGUUUUAGGUGUAAGGUGAGGAUUAGAAAAAGUUGGGGUUAAUGCUAGGGUUUGGGUUGGUGUUCAGAUAGUGUUAUGGUUAGGGCUAGGGUUACGGUUAGGAUUACGGUUAUCGCUAUGAUUAGGUUUAGGCUUAGGCUUAGAGUCAGGAUUAUAGUUAAGGUGGAGGUUAGGGAUAGGGUUAAGGUUAGGUUUACGGUGAUCUUUAGGGGUAGGGUUAGGGUUAGGCAUGUGGUUCAGGUGAGAUUUAGGUUAGGAUUAGGAUUAGAGCUAGGGUUAGGGUUAGGGUUAAGGUUAGAGUUUGGUUUAGGGUUAGGUUUAGUGUUCGGAUUAGGGUUACAGUUUGGGUUAGUCAUUGUGGUUGGCAUGAGAGUUAGGUUUGUGCUAGGGUUAGCUGUAGGGUUAGGGUUAUGGUUAUGGUUAGGGAUUACGGGAUUAGGUUAUGGUUAGGGAUUACGGGAUUAGGUUAUGGUUAGCGUUAGGAUCUGGUUUAGGUUCCCGGGUAGGCGUUGUGGUUCUAGUUAGGGUUAGGUUUGGGUUAGGUUAAGAGUUAGUGUUAACAUUAGGUUUAGGUUUUAGGGUUAGUGAUAGAGUUUAGGUUAAGGUUAUAGUUAGGGCUAGGAUUAGGGUUAGUGUUAGGGUUUCGUUUAGGGUUAUGUUUAGGUUAAGGGUGAGGGUUAGGGUUAGGUUUAGGGUUAGGAUUAGGGCUGGGGUUACGGGUUAGUGUUAGAGUUAGGGUUAGGUUGAAGUUUAGCUUAAGAGUGAGGGUAAGGGUUAGGGAAAGGGUUAGGGUUAGGUUUAGGGUUAAGGUUAGGGUUAGGGUGAAGUUUAGUUUCAGGCUGAUGGUUAGGGUUAGCUUUAGGGCUAGGAUUUGGGUUAGUGUUCAGGUUAGGUGUAGGGUUAGGUUUUGGUUUAGGGUGAUGUUUAGGGUUGGGGAUAGGGUUAGGUUUAGGGUAGUGGUCGGGUUAGGGUUAAGGUUAGGGUUAGGGUUAGAGUUAGGGUUAGAGUUUAGGUUAGGGGUUAUAGUGAGGGUUUGUGUUAGGGUUAGGUUUAGGGUUGAGGGUAGGGUUAGUUUGAAGUUUAGCUUAAUUGUGAGGGUUGGGGUUAAGUUUAUGGUUCGGGUUAGGGUAGGGCUAAGAUUAGGGUUAGGGUUAGGUCUAGGUUUAGUUUUAGAUGUAGGAUUAGGGUUAGUGUGAAGGUAAGGUUAAGGGUGAGGUUUAGGGUUAGGGUUACAGUUAGCAUUGGGUUUAGGGUUAUGGUUAGGGUCAGGGUUAGGGUGGGGGAUAAGUUUAGGGGUUAGGGUGAGGGUUAGUGUUAGGUUUACAGUUAAGUUGAGGGUUUAAGGUAAGUGCUUCAGUUAGGGUUAGGGUUAGAGUUAGGGUUAAUGUUAGGGUCUGGGUUAGGGUUAGGAUUAGGGUUAGAGUAAGAGUCAGGGGUAGGGGUAGGGGUAGGGCUAGGUCUAUGCCUAGGGCUAGUGCUAGGGUGAGGGUUAGGGUUAACGUUAGGGUUAGGGUUAGGGUGAAGUUAGGUUUCAGGAUGAUGGUUAGGGUUAGGUUUAGGGCUAGGAUUUGGUUUAGUGUUCGGGUUAUGGAUAGUGUUAGGGUUAGGGUUAGGGUUAGGGUUAGGGUUAGCGUGAUUUUCUGGGUUAGGGAUAGGGUUAGCUUUAGGGUAGGGUUUGGGUUAGGUUUGAGCUUAGGAUUAGGGUUCGGGUAAGGGUUAGGGUUAAGUUUAGGAUUAGGUUUAGGGUUAGGGUUACAGUGAAGUUUAGGGUAAGGGUUAUGAUUAGGUUUAGGGUUAGUGGUUAGGUUUAGGUUUACAGGUAGUUUUAGGGUUAGGUUUAGGGUAGGGUUAGGGUGAAAUUUAGGUUAAGGGUGUUGGUUAUGAUUAGGGUUAGAGGUUAGCAUUAGGCUUAGGAUUAGAGUUAGGGUAGGGUUAAGGUUAAGGUUAGGGUAAAGAUUAGAGUUAGGUAAUGUUUACAAUUAGGUUUAAGGCUAGGUUUAGGGUUAGGUCUAGCAUUAGUGUUAGGUUUAGGGUUUGGGUGAAACUUAGGUUAAGGGUGAGGGUUAGGGUUAGGGUUCAGGGUUAAGACGGGUUGGUGUUACGGUUAGUGUUAGGUCUAGGGUUAGUUUUAGUGUUAGGGUUAGGUGUAGGGUUAGGGUUAGGGUGUAGUUUAGGUGAAGGGUGAGGUUUAGGGUUAGGGUUAGGGUCAUGGUUAGGGUGUUAUGUUUAUUGUUAGGGGUUAUGGGUUAGGGUUUCAGGUAGCGUUAGGUUUAGGGUAAGGGUUAAGGUUAGGGUUAGGGUAAGGGUUAGGGUUAGUUUUAGGAUUAAGGUUAGGGUUAAGGUUAGUGUUAUGGUUAUCGUUAGGGGUUAAGUGUUAGGGGAUAGUGGUUCAGGUAGAUUAGGGUUAGGUUUAGGGUUGGGUUUAGGGUUAGGGUUAGGGUCAGGGUCAGUGUUAUUGUAACGGUUAGGUUCAGGGUUAAAGGUGGGCUAGGGUUGUGGUUAGGGUUAGGAUUAAGAUUAGGAUUAGCCUUAGGUUUAGGUGUAAGUUUAGGGUUAGGGUUAAUGCUAGGCUUGGGUUUGUGUUCGGAUAGUGUUAUGGUUAGGGUUACGGUUAGGAUUACGGUUAUGGUUAUGAUUAAGUUUAGGGUUAGGCAUAGAGUUAGGGUUAAGUUUAGGGUUAAGGUGGAGGUUAGGGAUAGGGUUAAGGUUAGGUUUAGGGUGAUGUUUAGGGGUAGGUUUAGGGUUAAUGUUAGGUUUAUGGUUAGGGUUAGGGUUAGACGUGGUUCGGGUGAGAUUUAGGUUAGGGUUAAGGUUAGAGUUUGGGUUAGGGUUAGGGUUAGGGUUUGGAUUAUGGUUACAGUUUGGGUUAGUCAUGGUUUGUGUGAGCAUUAGGUUUGUGUUAGGGGUAGGGUUAGGAUUAGGGUUACGGUUAGGGUUAGCUUUAGGGUUAGGGUAGGGUUAGGGUUAUGAUUAUGGUAAGGGGUUAGGGGUUAGGGAUUAGGGGUUUAGUUUAGGGUUAGGAUUUGGGUUAGGGUCCCAGGUAGGCGUUGUGGUUCUAGUUAGGGUUAGGUUUGGGUUAGGGUUAGUGUUAACAUUAGGUUUAGGGUUAGGUGUAGGUUUUAGGGUUAGGGAUAGAGUUUAGGUUAAGGUUAUAGUUAGGGCUAGGAUUAGGGUUAGUGUUAGGGUUUGGUUUAGAGUUAAGGUUAAGGUGAAUUUUAGGUUAAAGGUGAGGGUUAGGUUUAGGGUUAGGGUUGGGGUUGGGUUUAUGGGUUAGGGUGAAUUUUAGUUUCAGGGUUAUGGUUAAGGUUAGGUUUAGGGCUAGGAUUUCGGUUGGUGUUCAGGUUAGGAAUAGGGUUAUGGUUAGGUUUAGGGUGAUGUUUAGGGUUAGGGUUAGUGCUAGGUUUAGGGUAGGGGUUGGGUUAGGGUUAAGGUUAGGGUUAGGGUAAGGGUUAGGGUUAGGUUUAGGCUUAGGAUUAGGGUUAGGGUGGGGUUAGGGUUAGGGUUAGAGUUUGGGUUAGGGUUUAGGGUUAGGGUUAGAUUUUAGGAUAGGGUUAUAGUUAGGGUUUGUGUUAGGGUUGAGUUUAGGCUUCGUUUGAAGCUUAGCUUAAGGGUGAGGGUUGGGGUUAAGGUUAGGGUUAGGGUCAAGGCAGGGUUAAUAUUAGGGUUAGGGUUAGGUUAGGGUUAGUUUUAGGAUUAGGGUUAGGGUUAGGUCUAAUGUUUUAGGUUUAGGUGUAGGAUUAGGGUUAGUGUGAAGGUAAGGUUAAGGGUGAGGUUUAGGGUUAGCGUUUCGGUUUGAGUUAGCAUUAGGGGUUAGGGUUAGGGUUAUUGUUAGAGUUAGGGUUAGGGUUACGGAUAGGGGUUAAGGUUAGGGCAGGGGGAUAAGUUUACAGUUUAGGGUGACGGUUAGUGUUAGGUUUACAUUUAAGGUGAGGGUUUCAGGUAAGUGCUUCAGUUAGGGUUGGGGUUAGUAUUAGGGUUAAUAUUACGGUCUGGGUUAGCGUUAGAGUUAGAGUCAGGGUUAGGGUUAGGGGUAGGGCUAGGAUUAGGUCUAGGUCCAGGUCUAGGUCUAUGGCUAGGGCUAGGGUUAGGGUUAGGGUAGGGUUAAGGUUAACAUUAGGGUUAGGGCUAGGGUGAAGUUUAGUUUCAUGGUGGUGGGUGAAGUUUAGUUUCAGUGUGGUGGUUAGGGUUAGGUUUAGUGCUAGGAUUUGGGUUAGUGUUCAGGUUAGUGUUCAGAUUAGGGAUAGUGUUAGGGUUAGGGUUAGGGUUAGGGUUAGGGUGAUGUUCAGUUUAGGGAUAGGGUUAGAUUUUAGUAGGGCCCGGGUUAGGGUUAAGGUUAGGGUAAGGGUUAGGGUUAGGUUUAAGAUUAGGGUGGAUUUAGGUUUAGUGUUAGGUUACAGUGAAGUUUAGGUUAAGGUUGAGGGUAAGGGUUAUGGUUAGGGUUAGAGGUUAAGUUUAGGGCUCGGCUUAGGUUUAGGUUUAGGGGUAGUUUUAGGUUUAGGUUUACGUUUAGUGUUAGGGUGAAGUUUAGGUUAAGGGUGAUGGUUAGUGUAAGGGUAAGGUAUAGGGAUAGGGUUAGGGCUAGGUUUAGGGUUAGGAGUUAAGUUUAGGGUUACAGUUAGGGUUAGGUUUAGGGUUAGUGUUAUGGUUAGAGUUUAGGCGAGGGUUAGUGUUAUAGUUAGUGUUAGGGUUAGGUUUAGGGUUAGUUUUAGGGUGGAGUUUAGGGUUAGUUUGAAGUUUAGCUUAAGGUUGAGGGUUGGGGUUAGGGUUACAGUUAUGUUAGGGUUGGGGCUAUUGUUAGGGUUAGGGUUAGCGUUAGGAUAGUGUUAAGGUUAGGCUUCGGGUAAGGGUUAGUGUUAGGGUUAGGUUUAGGGUCAGAGUUGGUGUUAUGGGUUAGGGAUAGGGUUAGUUUUACGUUUAGGGUUAGGUUUAGGGUUAGGUCAGAGUUUAGUUUAGGGUUAUAGUUAGGGUUAGUGUUAGGGUUAGGUUUAGGUUUAGUUUUAGGGUUGAGGUUAGGGUUAGUUUGAAGUUUAGCUCACUUGUGAGGGUUGGGGUUAAGGUUAGAGUUAGGGUAGGGUUAAGAUUAGGGUUAAGGUUAGGGUUAGUUUUAGUGUUAGGUUUACGUUUAGGGUGAAGGUAAGGUUAAGGGUGAGGGUUAAGGUUAGAGUUAGCAUUAGGUGUUAGGGUUAGGUUUAGGGAUAGGAUUAGUGUUAGGAUUAGAGUUAGGGUUACGGAUAGGCUUAGGGUUAGGGCAGGGGAUAACGUUACAUGUUAGUGUGAGGGUUAGUUUUAUGUUUACAGUUAAGGUGAGGGUUUAAGGUAAGUGUUUUGGUUAGGGUUAGGGUUAGAGUUAGGGUUAUUGUGUGGGUGUUUGUUACGGUUAGGAGUAGGGUUAGAGUCAGGGGUAGGGCUAGGGCUAUGUCUAGGGCUAGGUCUAGGUCUAUGGCUAGGGCUAGGGUUACGGUUAGGGUUAGAUUUAGGGUUAACAUCAGGGUUAGGGUUUUGGUUAGGAUUAGAGUUCGGUUGAGGGUUAGGGUAAAGUUUAGUUUCAGGGUGAUGGUUAUGGCUAGGUUUAGGGCUAGGAUUUGGAUUAGUUUUCUAGUUAGAGAUAGGGUUAGGGUUUGGUUUAGGGUGAUGUUUAGGUUUAGGGAUAGGGUUAGCUUUAGGGUAUGGUUCGGGUUCGGGUUAGGGUUAGGGUAAGGGUUAGGUUUAGGUUUAGGAUUAGGGUUAGGGUGGGGUUAGGUUUAGGGUUAGGGUUACAGUGAAGUUUAGAUUAAGGGCGAGGUUAAGGGUUAUGGUUAGGUUUAGGGUUAGGGGUUAGGUUUAGGGCUAGGGUUAGGUUUAGGUUUAGGGGUAGUUUUAGGGUCAGGGUUAGGGUGAAUUUUAGGUUAAGUGUGAUGCUUAGGGUUAGGGUAAGAGAUAGGGUUAGGGUUAGAGUUAGGAUUAGGAUUAGGUUGAGUGUUAGGGGUUAGGGCUAGGGUUAUAGGCAGGGUUAGGAUUUGAGUUAGUAUUAGAGGUUUGGAUUAGUGUUAGGUUUAGGGUUAGAGUUAGAGUUAGGGUUACGGUUAAGGUUAUGGAUAGGGUUAGGGUAGGGGGCUAAGUUUAGGGGUUAGGGUGAGGGUUAGUGUUAGGUUUAGAGUUAAGGUGAGGGUUUAAGGUAACUGCUUCAGUUAGGGUUAGUGUUAGAGUUAGGGUUAGUUUUAGGGUCUGGGUUAGGGUUAGGAUUAGGUUUAGCUUUAGGGUUAAGGUUAGAGUCAGGGUUAGGUUUAGAGUUAGCGGUAGAGCUAGGGCUAGGUGUAUGGCCAGGGCUAAGGCUAGUGUUAGGGCUAGGGCUAGGGUUAGGUUUAAAGUUAGGGUGAAGUUUAGUUUCAGGGUGAUGAUUAGGGUUAGGUUUAGGGCUAGGAUUUGGGUUAAUGUUCAGGUUCAGGUUAGGGGUAGGGUUAGGGUUAGGAUUAGGGUUAGGGUAGGGUUAGGUUUAGGGUUAGGGUUACAGUGAAGUUUAGAUUAAGGGUGAGGGUAAGGUUUAUGGUUAGGGUUAAGUUUAGGGUUAGGGGUUAGGUUUAGGGCCAGGGUUAGGUUUAGGUUUAUGGGUAGUUUUAGGUUUAGUUUUAGGGUUAGGGUGAAGUUUAGGUUAAGGUGAUGGUUAGGGUUAGGCUAAGGGAUAAGUUUAGGGUUAGGGUUAGAGUUAGCGUUCAGGUUACUUUUAGGGUUAGGGUGAAUUUUUGUUUCAGGGUGAUGGUUAGAGUUAGGGUUAGGUCUAGGGUUAGUUUAAUGUUAGUUUUCAGUGUAGGAUUAGGGUUAGUGUGAAGGUAAGGUUAAGGGUGAGGUUAGGGUUAGGCUUAGAGUUAGCAUUAGGGGUUAGGGUUAGGGUUACGGAUAGGGUUAGGGUUAGGGUGAGGGUUAGUGUUAGGUUUACAGUUAAGUUGAGGGUUUAAGGUAAGUGCUUCGGUUAGGGGUAGGGUUAGAAUUAGGGUUAGUGUUAGGGUCUGGGUUAGGUUUAGGGUUAAGGUUAGGGUUAGGGUGAAAUUUAGUUUCAGGGUGAUGGUUAGGGUUAGGUUUAGGGCUAGGAUUUGGGUUAGAGUUCAAAUUAGGGAUAGUGUUAAGGUUAGCGUUAGGUUUAGGGUGAUGUUUAGUGUUAGGGAUAAGUUUAGGGUAGGGUUCGGGUUAGGGUUAAGGUUAGGGUGAGGGUUAGGUUAAGCAUUAAGGUUAGUUUUAGGUUUAGGAUUACACUGAAGUUUAGGUUAAGGGUUAGGUUUAGGGUUAGGUCUAAGGUAACUUUAAUGUUAGGUUUCGGUGUAGGAUUAGGGUUAGGGUGAAGAUAAGGUUAAGGGUGAGUUUAGGAUUAGGGUUAGGGUUAGCGUUGGCAUUAGGGGUCUGGGUUAAGGUUAGGGUUAGGGUUAUGGAUAGGGUUAGGGUUAGGGUAGGGGGAUAAGUUUAGGGGUUAGGGUGAGGGUUAAAAAAAAACAAAACAAACAAGCAAAAACGGUUAGUAUUAGGUUCAUAGUUAAGGUGAGGGUGUAAGGUAAGUGCUUCGGUUAGGGGUAGGGUUACAAUUAGGGUUAGUGUUAGGGUCUGGUUUAGGGUUAGGGUUAGGAUUAGGGUUAGAGUUAGAGUCAGUGUUAGGGGUAGGGAUGGGGUAGGGCUAGGGUUAGGGUUCGGUUUAGGUCUAGGUGAUGGCUAGGGCUAGAGUUAAGGUUAGGGUUAGGUUUAGGGGUAAGUUUAGGGUUAAGGUUAGGGGUAGGGUUUGGGUUAGGGUAAGGUUAGGGUUAGGUUUAGGAUUAGGGUGAGAUUAGGGUUAGACUGAAGUUAAGGUUAAGGGUGAGGGUAAGGGUGAGUGUAAGAGUUAGGAUUAGGGUUAGAUUUAGGUUUAGCGGUAGUUUUAGGGUUAGCAUUAUGAUUAGGGUUUUGUUCAGGGUUAGGGUUACAGUGAAGCUUAGGUUAAGGGUGUGGAUUAGGGUUAGGGUUAGGUUUUGGUUUAGGGUUAGGAUUAGGUUACAGUCACAUAUAGGUUUAAGGUUAGGGUUAGGGUUUUGUUCAGGGUUAGGGUUUGGGUGAAGCUUAUGUUAAGAGUGAGGGUUAGGGUUAGGGUUAGGGUUAGGGUUAGGGUUAGGGUUAGGGUUAGGGUUAGGGUUAGGGUUAGGGUUAGGGUUAGGGUGAAGUUUAGGUUCUGCGUGAUGUUUAGGAUUAGGUGUAGGGCUAGGUUUUGGGUUAGUGUUCAGGUCAGUUUUCAGGUUAGUGAUAGUGUUAGGGUUACGUUUAGGUUUAGGUUGAUGUUUAGGGUUAGGGAUACGGUUAGUUUUAAGGUAGGCUUAGGGUUAUGGUUAGGGUUAGGCUUACAGCUAGCGUUAGGUUUAGGGUUAGGGUUAGGGUGAAGUUUAGGUUCUGUGUGAUGAUUAGGGUUAGGUUUAGGGGUAGGGUUUGGGUUAGUGUUCAGGCUAGGGAUAGUGUUAGGGUUAGGUUUAGUUUUAGGGUGAUGUUUAGGGAUAGGGUUAGGUUUAGGGUGGAGUUAGGGUUAAGUUUAGGGUAAGGUUUAGGGUUACGUUCAGGAUUAGGUUAGGGUAGGGUUAGGUUUAAGGUUAGGGUUAGAUUGAAGUUUAGGUUAAGGGUGAGGUUAAGUGUUAUAGUUAGGAUUAGGUUAGGGUUAGGGGUUAGGGUUAAGAUUAGGGCUAGGGUGGUUUUAGGAUUAGGGUUAGGGUGUUUUUAGGAUUAGGUUUAUGUUUAGGGUCAGGGCAAAGUUUAGGUUAAGAGUGAUUGUUAGAGUUAGGAUUAAGGUUAGAGUUAGGGUUAGGGGUUAUGUUUAGGUUUAGGUUUAGGGUAUGGUCAAGUUUAGGGUUAAGGUAAGGGUUAGGUUUAUGUUAGGUUUAAGGUUAUGGUAGGGUUAUCAUUAGGGUUAGGUUUAGGUUUAGGAUUAGGGUUAGGGUUAGGAUUAGGGUUAGGGUUUUGUUCAGGGUUAGGUUUAGGGUGAAGUUUAGGUUAAGGAUGAGGGUUAGGGUUAGGUUUAGGGUUAGUUUUACUCUUAGCAUUAGGUUUAGGGUUAGGGUUAGGGUGAAGUUUAGAUUAAGGUGAGCAUUAGGGUAGGGUUAGGAUUAGAGGUUAGGGUUAGGUUUUAGGGUUAGGGUUUUAGUGUAGGGUUAGGGUUGGGGUUAAGUUUAAUGUUAGGGUUAGGGUUAGGUUUAUGGUUAGGGUUAGGGUAGGUUUAGGGUUAGUGUGAGGUUUAGGUUUAGGGUGAGUGUUAGGUUUAGGGCUAGGUUUUCAGUUAGUGUUCAGGUUAGGGACAUUGUUUAGGUUAGGUUUAAGUUUAGGGUGAUGCUAGGGGGUAGGGAUAGGAUUAAGUUUAGGGUAGGGUUAGGGUUAAGGUAAGGGUUAGGGUUAGGUUUAUGAUUAGGGUUUUGGGUGGCAUUAGGUUUAGGGUUAGGUUAGAUUGAAGUUAACGGUGAGGGUAAGGGCUACGGUUAGGGUUAGGUUAGGGUUAGGGGUUAUGCUUAGGAUUAGGGUUAGGUUUAGGUUUAUCGGUAGUUUUUGUGUUAGGAUUAUUGUUAGGGUGAAGUUUAGGUUAAGUGUGAUGGUUAGGGUUAGGGUAAGGGUUAGGGUUAGGGUUAUAGGUUAAGGUUAGGUUUAGGGUUAGGGUAUGUUCUAGUUUAGGGUUAAGGUUAGGAUUAGGGUAAUGGUUAGGUUUAUGGUAGGUUUAAGGUUUUAAGGUUAGGGUUAGGGUUUGGUUAGGUUUAGGGUUAGGGUUUUGUUCAGGGUUAUGUUUAGGGUGAAGUUUAGUUUAAGGGUGAAGGUUAGGGUUAGGGUUAGUUUUAGGCUUAGCUUUAGGGUUAGGGUGAAGUUUAGCUUAAGGCUGAGCGUUAGGGUAGGGUUAGGGUUAGUUUUAGAGGUAUGAUUAGGGGUUAGGGUUAGGUUUUAGGGUUAGGGUUAAUGUUAGUGUAGGGUUAGGUUUAAUGUUAGUGUAGGUUUAGGGUUGGGGUUGUUUAAUGUUAGGGUUAUAGUUAGGGUUAGGGUUAGGGUAUGGUCAAGUUUAUUGUUAACGUUAGGGUUAGGUAAGGGUUAGGUUUAUGUUAUUUUUAAGGUUAGGGGUAUGGUAGGGUAAGGGUUUGUGUUAGGUUUAGGAUUAGCGUUAGGGUAAGGGUUUUGUUCAGGAUUAGGGUUAGGGUGAAAUUUAGGUUAAGGGUGAGGGUUAGGGUUAGAGUUAGGUUUAGGGUUAGUUUUAGGCUUAGCAUUAGGUUUAGGGUUAGGGUGAAGUUGAGGUUAAGGAUGAGCAUUAGGUAGGGUUAGGGUUAGGGUUAGAGGUAUGAUUAGGGGUUAGGGUUAGGUUUUAGGGUUAAGGUUAUGGUUAGGGUUGGGGUUGUUUAAUGUCAGGGUUAGGGUUAGGGGUAGGGUUAUGGUUAGGGUUCAGGGGUUAGUGUUAGGGUGAAGUUUAGGUUCUGAGUGAUGGUUAGGCUUAGGUUUAGGGCUAGGGUUUGGUUUAGUUUCAGGUUAGGGAUAGUGUGUAGGGUUAGGUUUAGGUUUAGUGCAAUGUUUAGUGUUAGGGAUAGGGUUAGGUUUAAGGUAGGGUUAGGGUAAGGGUUAGGGUUAGGUUUUGGAUUACAGUAAGGUGGGGUUAGGGUUAGAUUGAAGUUAAGGGUGACAGUAAGUGUGACGGUUAGGGUUAGGGUAAGGGUUACGGUAAGGGUUAGCGUUAGGGCUCGAGUUAGAUUUAGGGUUAGGCUUACGGUUAAGGUACAGUCAAAUUUAGGGCUAGGGUAAGGGUUAGGUUUAUGUUAGGUUUAAGGUUAGGGUUAGGGUUAGGUUUAGGAUUAGCGUUAGGGUUAGAGUUUUGUUCAGGGUUACUGUUAGUGUGAAGUUUAGGUUAAGGGUGAGGUUCAGGGUUAGUUUUAGGCUUAGCAUUAGGUUUAGGGUUAGCAUGAAGUUUAGGUUAAGGAUGAGAGUUAGGUUAGGGUUAGGGUUAGAGGUAUGAUCAGGGGUUAGGGUUAGGUUUUAGGGUUAAGGUUAGUGUUAGUGUAGGGUUAGGGUUGGGGUUGGGGUUGUUUAAUGUUAGGGUUAGGGUUAGGGUUAGGGGUUAGGGUUAGGGUUUGGUUUAGGGUGAUCGUUAGGGAUAGGGUUAGCUUUAGGGUAGGGUUUGGGUUAGGGUUAAGGUUAGGGUUAGGGUAAGGUUUAGGUUUAGGAUUAGGGUUAGGGUGGGGUUAGGGUUAGGGUUAGAUUGAAGUUUAGGUUAAGGGUGAGAGUAAGGCUUAUGGUUCCGGUUAAGGUUAGGGGUUAGGGUUAGGAUUAGGGUUAGGUUUAGGCUUAGUGGUGGUUUUAGGGUUAGGUUUAGGGUUAGGGUGAAGUUUAGGUCAAGGUUGAUGGUUAGGGUUGGGUUUAGGUUUAGUGUUCGAAUUAGGGUUAAUUUUAGGGUUAGGGUUAGAUAUAAGGUUAGGCUUAGGGUACAGUGAAGUUUAGGAUUAGGGUUAGUGUAGGUUUGGGUUAGUGCGAGGUUUAGAUUUAGGGUGAGGGUUAGGGUUAGGCCUAGGGUUUGGGUAGUGUUCAGUUUAGUGUUAAGGUUACAGUUAGGGUUACCUUUAGGGUUAGGGUUAGGGUAGGGUUAGUGUUACGUUUAGGGUUAGGGUUAGAGUCAUGAUUAGGGUUAGGAUUAAGUUUAGGUUUAAGGUGUAGAUUGGGUUAGGGUUAGGGUUAUAUUUAGGGUCAGGUUUAUGUUAAGUGUGAUGUUUAGUGUUAGGGUUAGGCGUAGGUUGAGGGUUAGGGUUAGGAUUUCAGUUAGGGCUAGGGUUAGGGUAAGGAUUAGGUUUAGGGUUAUGGUUAGAUUUAGGUUUAGACUUACAGUCCGGGUUAGGGUUAGGGUUAGUGUUAGUGUUAGUUUUAAGGUUAUCGUUUAGGGUUAGGGUUAGUCUUAGUGUAGCUUUAGUGUUAGGGUUAGGUUAGGGUUAGGGCUAAGGUUUGGGCUAGGUUUAGGGUUGUGAUUUGGACUUUGGUUAGGGUUAGGGUGAGGUUUAGGUUUAGGGUGUGGGUGAGGGUGAGGGUUACGACUAGGCUUUGGGUUAGAGUUCACGUUUGUUUUAAGGUUAGUGUUAAUGUUAGGUUUCGUGUCAGUGUUAGGUUGAACAUGAGGUUUAGGUUAAGUGUGAGGGUUAGGGUUAGCAUUAGUUUAGGGUGAGGGUUAAGGUUAGGUUUACAGUUAGGGCGCUAGGUUUAGGUUAAGGGUUAGGUUUAGUGUAAUGGUUAGGUUUAGUGUUAGGCUUAGUUUCAGCUUUAGGUUAUCGUUAGGGUGGAGGUUACGGUUAGGGUUAGGUGUAGAGCAAGGUUUAGUUCAAGGGUUAGGGUUAGGUUUAGUGUUUAGGGUUAGCAUUAGGUUUAGGGUUAUGGUUAGGGCUAGAGUGUUAGUGUAGGUUUAGGGUUAGGGUUAACGUUAAUGUUAGGGUUAGGGUUACAGUUAGGGUUCCGGUUAGGGUUAGGUUUAGGGUUAGGGUAGGUUUAAGCUUAGGGUUAGGGUUAAGUUUAGGGCAUAAGGUUAGGGGUUAGGUUUAAGGUAAGUUUUAGGGAUAGGAUUAGGAGUUAGGGUUGGUGUUGGGGUGAAGUUUAGUUUAAGUUUCUGGUUAAGUCUUAAGGUUAGGUUUAGGGUGAAGGUAGGGUUAGGGUUAAAGCUAGGGUUAGGUUUAGGAUGUGUUACCGUUAGGGUUAGGGUUAUGGUUCGGGUUAGUGUUUAGGGUUACAGUUAUGGUUUGGGUUUAGGGUUAGGGUUAGUGUUAGGCAUUGUGCUUAGGGUUAGAGUUAGGGUUAGGGUAGGGUUAAGGUUAGGGUUAGGGUAGGGGGAUAAGGUUAGGGGUUAGGGUGAUCGUUAGUGUUAGGUUUAUAGUGAAGGUGAGGGUUUAAGGUAGGGUUAGGGUUAGGGUUAAGGUGAAGUUUAGGUUAAAAGUGAUGGCUAGAGUCACAGUAAGGGUUAGGGUUAGGGUUAGAUUUAGGGUUAGGUUUAGGGUAUGGACAAGUUUACAGUUAAGGUUAUGGUUAGGGUAAGGGUUAGGGUAAGGGUUACGGUUAGAUUUAGGAUUAGGGUUAGGGUUUUGUUUAGGGUUAGGGUGAAGUUUAGGUUAAGGGUGAGGGUUAGGGUUAGGUUUAGGGUUAAUUUUAAGCUUAGCAUUAGGUUUAGGGUUAAGUGUGAGGCUUUGGGUUAUGGUUAGGUUUAGGGUUAACAUUACGGUUAGGAUUAGCGUUAUUGUUAGGGUUAGUGUUACGGUUAGGGUUAGGGUUAGGUGUACGGUUUGGGUUAGAGUUAUGGUUAAUGUUCAGGUUAGGGUUAGAUUUAAGAUUAGGGCACGUUAUACCGUUAGGGUUAGGAUUAGGUUUAGGUUUCGGGUGAGGGUUAGGUUUAGUGUUAGGGCUAGUAUUUGGGAUAGUGUUCAGGUUAGAGUUAAGAUUAGGGUUAAGGUUACAGUUAGGGUUAUGGUUAGGGUUAGGGCCAAGUUUCAGGGUCGGGUUAGGCAUAGUGCACCUGUUUAGGGUUAGGUUUGGGUUAGGGUUAGGUUUAGGGUAAAGUUUAGGUUAAGGGUUAGGGUUACAGUUACGGUAUGUUAGGGUUAGGGGUUAGCGUUAAGGUUAGGGUAGGAUUAAGAUUAGGGUUCUGAUAAGGGUUUUUAAGGUUAUGUUUAGGGAUUGGGUUAGGCUUUGGUGUUUGGGGUUAGGGUCAGGGGUUACCGUUAGGUCUUAGGGUUAGGGUAGUGUUAGUGUUAUGGUUAUGCUUAUGGUUAGGGAUUACAUUUUAUGGGUUCAGUGUUUAUGUUGGUUAGGGUUAGGGUUAGCAUUAGAGUUAGUGUUAGGGUUAUAUUUAAGAUUAGGGUGAGUUAUAGGGUUAGAGUGAGGGUUAGGUUUAUUAUUAGGUUUACAGUUAAGGUGAGGGUUUUUGUAACUGUCACCUUUAGGUUUAGGUAUAGACGUAGGGUUAGGGUUAGGGUUAGGUAUAGGGAUAUGGUUAGGCUUUAGGGUUGAAGUUAUGGUUAGUUUUAUGAUUUGGGUUAGGGUUGGGGUUAGGGCUAGGUUUUGGGUUAGGGUUGGGGUAGGGUUAUGGUUCCGGUUAGUGGUUGGGGUUAAGAGUUAGGGUUAGGGUUGGGUUAUGGUUAGGUUUAGGGUCAGGGUUAGGGUUGUGGUUAGGGCUAGGGUUAGGGUAGGGUUAUGGUUAGUCUUAGGGUUAGGGUUACGGCUAGGGUUAGGGUUAGGGUAAGGUUUAGGGUUAUGGUGACAGCUAGGGUUUGGGUUACUGUUCUGGUUAGUGUUAAGGUUAAUGUUAGGUUUAGUGUUAGGUUUAGGUGAUAGGGUUAGGGGUGAGGGUUAAAUUAAUAAGUAGGGAUAGGAUUAGGAAGUAGGGUUGUGGUUGGGGUGAGUUUAAGUGUAAAGGUUAGUUUAGAGUUAAGUUUAGGGUGAGGGUGGGGUUAGGGUUAUGGUUAGGGCUAGGCUUAAAUUUAGGUUCAGUGUUAGGGUCAGAAUUAAGAUAAGGACCAGGGUUAGGGUUAGGUUUAUUGUUAGAUUUAGGGUUAGGGUUACAGUUAUGGUUAGGGUAAGAUUAUGGGUUAGGGUUAGUGUUACGUUUAGAGUUUUGGUUAGGGUUCGGGUAAGCCCUAACACUAACCCCUAACCAUAACCUCUAACACCAAAGCAUAACUCAAUCCCUAAACCUCACUCUAACACUAAGCGUAACCCUAACCCUAUCCCUAACUGUAACCUUAACAUUAUCCCUAAGCCCAAUGUUGUGCUAACACUAAUGCUAACCCUAACCUUAAACCUAAUCUUAACCCUAACCCUAAUUCUACCCUAACACUGACACUAAAUCUAAUCCUAAACAUCACCUAACGUUAACCCUAAGCUUCACCUUAACCCUUACAUUAACACUAACCCUAACCACAAAACUAACCAUAACUGUAACCCUAACCCUAAACAUAACCCUAACAGUAACCUGAACACUAACCAAACCCUAGCCCUCACCCUAUACCUAAACCUCACCCUAAACGUAACCUUAACCCUAACACUAACACUAAACCUAACAUUAACCCUUCCCCUAAACAUUAAACCUAACCCUAAACACUAACCCAUAUCAUACCCCUAACCCUAACCUUAAGCCUGAGACCUUACCAUAUCCCUAUACCUAACCCUAACGGCAGUGGGUUUAACCCUAACCAUAACUCUAACCCUAAACCUAACUGUAACACUUACCCUAAACCCUCACCUUAACUGUAAAUCUAACUCUAACUUUAACAGUAACCCCUAAAACUAUCCCCCAACCCUAACCCUAAUGCUAACCUAAACCCCUAACCCUUAACCCUAACCCCUAACACCAAAGCAUAACUCAAUCUCUAAACCUAACCCUAACCAUAAAACUAACCCUAACCCAAACUUAAACCUAACACAAACCAUUACGCCCAACCAUAAAGCCGAAACCUAAACCAUAACUGUAACUCUAACCCAAACCCUAACUCCUAACCCUAACACAAACCAUAAUCCUAGAGCUAGCCCUAACACUCAAACUAAACCUAACCCUAGCCCAAACCAUAAGCCUAACCCUAUAC
Molecule: messenger RNA, 23247 nt
Organism: Loxodonta africana (African savanna elephant)
Lineage: Eukaryota; Metazoa; Chordata; Mammalia; Proboscidea; Elephantidae
Gene: RNF150
Product: ring finger protein 150
Exons: 7
Coding region: 769-2103 (444 amino acids)
Source: RefSeq, a predicted model, not a curated record